UUAAAGAGCAUUCUGCAAAUACUGAAAUAUUAUGACCAUGUCCUCAUGUGUCAGGAAAAGGAUGUUGUACUGCCCUCUGUUGGAUGUGAUUAAACCAAGAUAAACUGCUAGCUAAAACACAAGAGAGCAGCACAAUUGACUGAACAGGCUGGACGAGAAUGGAUCAGAUAGAGGUAUCACACAGUCAUGAAGAAGGGAUUAAUUUAUCUUACUCUCCCAAACUGAGAUUGGUCCUGAUUGGAGUGACAGAAGCUGGGAAAAGUGCUGUUGGUAAUGCCAUUCUGGGCAAGAAAGCCUUUGAUGAGGUUGGGGUAAAGACUCGAGCAAGUUUCUCGUGUCAGGGUCUGGUGAGAGGACAGCAGGUGCUUGUUGUUGACACCCCGGGUUGGGAAUGGUUCAACAUCAAUGGCUCCUCUGCAUCAGUAUGGACGGUGAAGAAGGAGAUAAUGAGGAGUAUGAGUUUUUGCCAGCCUGGUGCCCAUGCCCUGCUGCUGGUGGUACCACUGUCAUUUACAUUCUCCCAGCGUGAGUGCCAUGCCGUGGAGGAACACGUUGAGCUGUUUGGUCCAGAAGCCUGGAGUUGCAGUUUGGUGCUCUUCACAGUCUUAGACAGAAAACAGUUACGUGGUACCACCCUAAAGCAAGAAGUGAAGUUGAACGUGGAGCUAAACAGGCUGGUUGAGAAAUGUGGAGGCCGUUUUCAUGCGCUGUACAGCAAUCUUAAAGAAGGUGAGAACCAGGUGGAUGAACUUCUGGCCAAGAUCACAAAAAUGAUGGCUAACAAUGGAAGUACUAUGCUCUCCAGUGAGACGGUACUGGAAAAGGCCAGCGAAAUGGAGAAAGAAGAGGAGAGAAGAUUGGAGGAAGAGCAAAAAAAGAGGGAAGAGCACAUAGAGAAAGUGAGAGAGGCAUUGAAGGCAAAGGAAUUAAGAAGGUCGAGAAGGAGAAAAGACCAACAGAUAUUGGGCGAUGAGGAACAGAAAGCCUCGGCUAGAUACAAUAAUAACAAUGACCUGCCUAGCAGUGGCAGAAGUAACUUUCUUCAGAGCUGCAAACAACAAUGAACAACGUAAAUGACCCCAGGAUGAAACAGUCAUAUCCACCCCUGCAACUUCCACAACUCACCACCAGAAACCAGCCCAUCAUCAUUUCUCAUCUGUAGUACCUGAUACUACAGAGUGAACCUGAAACAUCCAAAGCAACUUAAACAUGAAAAACACAAACAUGCUUAGUCACUUUAUUUAUUUACAUAAUUAUUGUUAAUGAUUUACAAAAUCAAAGCUCGUAAUACAUUGUUGUAAUGUUUUGCAUUCAAACAUUUCCUUUUUUUUUUAAAGGCUCUAUCAUGGUAACUAAAGAAUAUAUCAUGAAAUUUUAAACAAUUUAAAACUGCACAAAUAUGAUUUCCACAAUGUUCUGCUCUGCUUUUACCAGUUUGGGGGAUUUAAUUUUAAAUUGAAAAAUAAAUUAAAAUUGUACAAUUCUAAAUUGAACCAGGGGUUUUCUGUGACAUUUUAAAAGUUAAACCGUUUGUAAUUAAAAUGUAUUAAAAAAUUCCUUUAAUAUGCAAAAGCUGUUAUUUUCUUCUUUUCAUGCUUGUCUUUGACAAAAUUAGUUUUCAAUCCACUGCUACAAUCAGUCUGCAUCUUUCAGAAUUUCCUUUUAUGCAUAUACACUCAAUUUUAUAAUAUUACGUGUUGUAAGUAAAUAUUACUGUCAGUGUUUAACUGAAGCAAUCGAAACAGUCACACCCCAAGAGCAAAUAACAUGUGAUAAACAGCAGAUACAUUCACAGUGAUACAAAUAAGGUGUAACCAGGCCACUUAAACAGCCCAUUAUCAUCCAUAAGCCAUUGACACAUAAGGCGCACACAUAAAUUCAAUGUGAUAUUUGACAGUGUAAAUCAUAUGUACACAAAGUUUUCAGCUCAGACUUCCACUAGUAUGCAAGGAUUUUUAACUCCCAAAACAUUCAUUCAAAACAUUCAUUUGCCAUGUGCCAAAUAUCAAGAUCUCAGUAAUGCUU
Pimephales promelas (fathead minnow) is the source of this 2025-nucleotide messenger RNA. RefSeq lists its product as uncharacterized. The record is from RefSeq and is a predicted model, not a curated record. Gene Ontology annotation, molecular function: GTP binding. Lineage: Eukaryota; Metazoa; Chordata; Actinopteri; Cypriniformes; Leuciscidae.